This is a messenger RNA of Homarus americanus (American lobster), 2093 nucleotides long. RefSeq names its product histidine-rich glycoprotein-like. The record is from RefSeq and is a predicted model, not a curated record. Bases 109 to 1647 code for a protein of 512 amino acids. The transcript is spliced from 2 exons. Lineage: Eukaryota; Metazoa; Arthropoda; Malacostraca; Decapoda; Nephropidae.
CGGGACGACACCAAUAGCACGGAGGAGGGCAGUGAUAAUGCCAGUCUCCACUAAACAAUCCCAGGUGCUGCCACACUCGCACGUCUCUCCACCACUGUUAGGGACAACAUGGAGUCAAUCAAGCCAAAGGAUGAUGGUUCGAAGGACCAAGGCGAUGAUCCUCGGGAAAAAAACCUUCUUAACAAAGAUGAUGAUAAAGACUGGAAAAAAUCUGAUCUCAUACCCAGCAGAUUUGAUGAGCUACCUUCUGAGGGAGACUGGGUUCCUGUUGCUGAAGUUAUUCGUUCUCACAGGGAGGUGACUGCAAAGUUGGAGGCAGAGCAAAUUAAGAUUCAGCCCCCAGUUCAAAAAAUUUCUAAAUCAUAUGAUUUAGAAUCACCAAAAAUGCUUGAAAAAGAGAAAAACAAAAUUCAGAAAGGAGCAGUAACAGGAGAAAGCAAGACAAAUAUACAAACAAAAGAUGAAAAUAUGAAACCUAAAUCCUCUGACAGAGAAAAGGAAGAGGCAGAUGAGGAGCUUGAUUUUGUAACCAAGUCCAUGAUUGCCUGGAGUCUGAAGACUGAUUUUGAUUUUGGGAAGAAGAGACUCCGUGACCAAAAUGAUCGUCGAGCUUCUCUUCCUGCUGCCUUUUCCAGUAACAUGGAAACAUUUACAAAAAAAACAUCAGAGAAAAAACAUUCUGACAUUGUUAAAAGCUCCUCACAUGCCAGAGAUGACCCUGACCACCAUUAUGGCAAUAGAGAAAUUCUGAGUGAGUCUGCCACUAUUGGCAAUCACAAACAUACUCAUGAUUCUGAUAAACGGGACUUCAGUCAUCAUGAGCCAAAGGCACGUAAUGAUGACAAGUACGAAAAAGAUCCUUACCAUGGCCUCAACUUAAUGAAUGAUCAUCACCAUAGACAGAACCAAGAUUAUUAUGAUAGCAGCCCCUUCCAGGACCAGGAUGACACAAAAGUGAGUGAUUAUGGUCAAGAACAGGACUACAGACGAGGCAGCAACCAAGAUCCUACGUCAUAUGAUCAUUACCGUGAUGCACGACGAAGAUAUGAGUAUGACAACAGACAUGAUCCACGACAAAAAUAUGAGUACGAUGACAGACAAGACCCCAGACAAGGACAUGAGUAUGACAACAGACAUGAUCCACGACAAAAAUAUGAGUACGAUGACAGACAUGACCCAAGACAAGGACAUGAGUAUGACAACAGACACGGCCCACGACAAAGAUAUGAGUACGAUGACAGACAUGACCCUAGACAAGGAUAUGAGUAUGACAACAGACACGGCCCACGACAAAAAUAUGAGUACGAUGACAGACAUGACCCUAGACAAGGACAUGAGUAUGACAACAGACAUGAUCCACGACAAAGAUAUGAGUACGAUGACAGACAUGACCCUAGACAAGGAUAUGAGUAUGACAACAGACACGGCCCACAACAAAAAUAUGAGUACGAUGACAGACAUGACCCUAGACAAAAAUUUGAGGAUUAUAACUCAAUGAAAGGAUAUGAAGAUGACCUCCACCUUGGCUACAAACAAGGUCGUCACCACAGCAUCAGCCCUCAUCAUGGCAGGGGUGCACAACACACUCCUCCUAUAGAUUACAAGAGCCACAAACUUCAAGCCCGGCGUGAAAGUAAUUAUUUUUAAGAAAGCAACCUUGUUAUUUGGAUCUAUGUCAAGAUAUUAUUUUUAGAAAUGACAUUUAGCUUUUGCACUGAUGGCUUGAUAUAAUAUAUAAUCUGUAUUGUGCUGAAAACUUGAGUUUCUAAUGGCUAGUCAGAUUACCUGUCUUGUCAAACAUUCCACUUCUUUAAACCUAGAAACAUUAUAUACUUCUUUUUAAUGCUGACAGAUUGGAUGUAAAGAGUAUUAUAAAAACUCUACUAAGUACUCUAUAGUUCCAGCCACUAGUGAAUUUUUCAGUUCUAUGAGAUUUGUUGGCUUGCAUGUAUAAAGUAUAGUAUUGUACAGGUAUGGUAUACUGUAUACUACAGUAUUAUGAAUUUACAUUAGCUGAAAGUACAGUGGUCCCUCGGUUAACGAACACAAUCCUUUGCAGCAGGUUGUUCGUUAACCGAAAAAUUCGUUAACCG